AUGACUUCAAUAACACGUAAAGUUAUUUCAACAAUUACAACAGCUUAUAGAAAUAUCAAUCCGUCAACACUUAAUGGUGCUAUUGAUAUUAUUGUUGUUCAACAAGAAGAUGGAACACUUUGUUGUACACCAUUUCAUGUUCGUUUUGGAAAAUUAGGUGUUUUACAAAGUUUACAAAAUAAAGUUUAUAUAACAAUAAAUGAUGUUCCUGUUGAAGAUUUAUAUAUGCAAUUAGGUGAAGCCGGUGAAGCUGUUUUCAUUGAAGAAAAUGAUAAUACACCAAUUAAUCAACCAAUUCGUCAUUUAGAACCAUCAAAUACAAAUACAUUUCUUGAUCCAGAUAAUGCAAUAGAAUUAUCAACAGAUAUAAAUUCUCAUACACAUUUAUCAAAUAUUGAUUGUUCAGUACAACUAAUAAAUAAUAAACAACUUGAUAAAAAAAAUGAUUCAAAUGAAAAUAAUCUAUAUGAACAAGAAUCUAAACCAACAAUAAAUAUUGAUGUACUUCAUUCAAAUAUAUUUUUAUCAACACGUCGUCGUCCAAAACGACGUUUAUUUAAUAAUCAUAUUGAUCAAUAUAAUAAACAAACAAGUGAAGAUGAUGAACAAGAUAUAUUUAAUCAAUAUUCAUCAUUAAAACGUCGUUCACGUGCACGUAAACGUGAAUCAAUAUCAAUAACAACAAAUACAAAUACAAAUAUAUUAACACCAACAUAUAAUAAUGAUCAAAUAUGUACAUCAAUUAAACUUUUACGUAAACGUAGUGCUAGUGAAAAUGAUUUACCAUUAUUUCAAAUUGAUACAGAAUUAUCAACAUUUAUUGAUGAAUCAAAUUGUUUUAAUAAUAUUGAUAAUCGACCUAAAACACUUGAUUUAAAUAUAAUAAAUUCUAAUCAAGAAAAUUUUUCUAUUGAAAAUUCAGAUAAUAUUAAUGAACAAAAACCAAGAACAUUAUCAAAUCCAAUUAUAAUUGAACAAAAAUAUGAUAAAAAAACAGAAUCUAUUGAAGAAUCAGAUACAUUAAUUAAUUCUGUUUUAUCAAAAUCAGCACCAUUAGAUACAAUUGUAAAUACAAAUAAUCUUCGUAUAAAUCAAUCAGAUGAUUUUUAUAGACAUGAAGAAUAUUCACCAACAUCAACUUAUGAAAGUGUUUUAUCACCACGACCAACAAGUCCAAAAUCAGAUACAGAAUAUGAAUUAGAUAAACCUUCUCAACAAUCAUCAAAUGUACGUUGGCAAUGGAAAUGGGGUGAAUUACCUGAACAACGACAAAGUGUUUUUCGAUAUUUAUGGCCAUCAUCAUCAAAAAAAAAUACACCAAAAGAAGGUGUCUAUCUUGAUGAAAUAACAAAUAAUCAAAGUGUUGAUCGAUCUCUUUAUUUACCACAAUUAGAUUAUCAUCAAAAUCAAUUACGAACAACAAAUGAUGAUGAUCAAGAAUCUGGUACAGGAAAUUCAAUACCACAAUCACCAUUUCGAGAACAUGAAGCAUCUUGUUUUCUUGGCGAUACUCAACUUUCACUGUGUGGUAAUAUUAAUAAACAAUCUUUAAUUACAGAUGAAGUAUUUAAUGCACAUCUUAUUAAUUUUGAAACAUUUGCUAGUAAUCCAUCAAUUAUUAAUGAUCCAAAUUUAGUUGUACGAAUUAAUGGAAAAUAUUAUAAUUGGAAUGUUGCUUCAGCACUUAUUAUAUCAACAAGUAUUUUUCAUAAACCAUUACCAUCUGAAAUAAUUGAACAAUUACAAGAAAAACAUAUGGCACAAACAAAACCACGUACAACUGGUGGUGGUUGGUGGUUACCAUUUUAUGGUAAAAAAUCUGAUAUGAAAAAUGAAAAUUCUAAAGUAAUUACAUCAACAGAUGUUAUUGCAGCAGCUGCAAAAUCUGAAAUUGUACCAAUAACAUUAAAUCGUCACGAUUCAAAUGAUAAUCUUAAAACAUCGAAAAUUUCAAAAACAGAUAAUGAUAGUGAACAAGAAGAUAGUGAAGUAAGAAAAUUAACAGCUAAAAUAGAAGAAGAAAAAGCACAACAACAACAACAAUCAUCUUCAACACAUUCUUCUCAUCAAACAACAUUAAAAAAAACUAUGAUACUUUCAUCAGAUCAAUUAAAAUGUUUAAAUCUUAAAUUAGGUAAAAAUAAAGUUGAAUUUAGUGUUACAACAGCAUUACAAGGUACAACAACAGUUGAAUCAAAUAUAUUCUUAUUUGAUCAUAUGACUAAAUUUGUUAUAUCUGAUAUUGAUGGAACAAUAACUAAAUCAGAUGUUUUAGGUCAUAUAAUACCAUUAGUUGGUGGUGAUUGGUCACAUGAUGGUAUAGCUGAAUUUUUUAAUGCUAUUCAAGAAAAUGGUUAUCAAUUUAUAUAUUUAUCGGCACGAGCUAUUGGACAAAGUCAAAUAACAAGAAAUUUCUUAAGAAAUAUUAAACAAUCUGAUAGAGAAUUACCUGUUGGACCAUUACUUAUAUCACCUGAUACAUUAAUGACUGCACUUUAUCGAGAAGUUAUUGCUAAAAAACCUGAAGAUUUUAAAAUUGAAUGUUUAAAAAAUAUUGCUAGUCUUUAUCCUGGUAAAAAUCCAUUUUAUGCUGGUUUUGGUAAUCGAAUUAAUGAUCAAUGGGCAUAUACAGCUGUUGGAAUACCUGUAACACGUAUUUAUACAAUAAAUCCUCGUGGUGAAGUUGUACGACAAAAAUUAUCUCAAGCUUUAUCAACUUCAUAUAAAAAUUUACAUGAAAUUGUUGAUCUUUUAUUUCCACCAAUGGAUUCAUUUUCAGCAAGUGAAACAUAUUCAGUUUAUACAUAUUGGCGUGAAGAACCAACAAUAGAUUUAUUUGAAGAUGAAAUGCGUAUACAAUUAGAAGAAAUAGAAAAACGACAAAAAACAACGAAAUCAAAUAUGAAAAAUAAAGGUUCAACAAUUAAAACACCAACAUCAGGUAUUUUACCAAAAACAACACCAACAACGACUAUUGUUAAACCUACAGGUGAUAAAUUAUUAACAAUAGCUCAAGCAACAGAAAAUACUGUUAAACGUGCAUAG
Messenger RNA from Rotaria sp. Silwood1, 3045 nucleotides. Lineage: Eukaryota; Metazoa; Rotifera; Eurotatoria; Philodinida; Philodinidae. The record is from the annotation of a GenBank genome assembly.